AUUUUGUUUGUCCAAAUGAUGGCACAUCUGCUACUUACAUCGGUCGUUGUUAAUACCAUAAGUUUAUGAGGCAYUUUGCAUUACACUCAAUGGUUAAAGACUUUUUGUGAGWGGAAUUCAUCCACAGACUGGAAAGCGUAAAACUCCCUUAAAGUGCGUGUAGUGACCAUUGAAUCAUAGUGAAUUAAAUUGAUGGCACCAAACACUCAAAGUCGAGCGAGGCUAGCCAUUGAAUUAAGAUGAUAAAGGAGGAAGAGGAGUGUCUUCUUCCGCGAACACCACAACAGAUGUGUAAUAAUGAAAGUAGGUAAACAUAGUAAACUGGAACUUAAAUGUCCAUUUUCAUUUAUGCUAAGGUGAUGCAACCAAUUGUUCUAUCCUGCACGCUGAAGGAAUCAAACUUUAUUUAUCGGUGGUUUAAUUGAAAAUGAGAACGUCGUUGGACAUCAAUGUCAAUGGACUUCUGCUGCUCUUAUGUGGAGUUAACCUGGCCGGAACACUWGGGUACAAACCUGUCAUCAUUGUUCACGGCCUCUUUGACGGUCCUAAACAAUUCCUUAUGAUGAGUCGUUUGAUACAAGAGGCCCAUCCAGGUACCAACGUGUCAGUGAUAGAUCUGUAUGAUAACAUGGCCAGCCUGAAGCCACUGUGGGUGCAGGUGCAGGGCUUCAAAAAGUUGCUCUAUCCAAUCAUGCAGGAGGCAGAGAAUGGCAUCCAUCUUAUCUGCUUCUCACAAGGUGGUCUGAUAUGUCGAGGACUUCUUUCUACACUUCCUGACCAUAAUGUCCAGUCCUUCAUCUCCCUCUCAUCACCACAGGCUGGCCAGUAUGGAGACACAGACAUUCUGAAAAUGGUUUUUCCUCACUAUCUAAAGGCCCGUGUUUUUCACGUGUGUUACUCUUCAGUAGGACAGAAAUGGUCCAUCUGCAACUUCUGGAAUGACCCACACCAAAGAGAACGCUUCCUGNGCCACUACGAGACUCAUCACAUUUGA
Salvelinus sp. IW2-2015 is the source of this 994-nucleotide messenger RNA. NCBI's taxonomy places the organism in Eukaryota, Metazoa, Chordata, Actinopteri, Salmoniformes, Salmonidae. The record is from RefSeq and is a predicted model, not a curated record.